CUGGUGCUCAGGCUGGAGUGCAGUGGCACAAUCACGGCUCACUGAAACCUCCACCUCCAGGAGUUCAAGACCAGCCUGGGCAACAUGGUGAAACCCAUCUCUACAAAAUCUAGACAGCUGUGGUCUCAGCUACCCAGGAGACUGAGGUGGGAGGGUCACUUGAGCCUAGGAGGUAGAGGUUGCAGUGAGCUGUGACUGCACCACUGCACUCCAGCCUAGGUGACAGAGUGAGACCCUGUCUCAAAAAAAGGGGGGGGGGAUACCAGUCUUAACUGGAUGAGGUACAAUGUGAUUUCAUUUUACCUUAAUUACCCUUUAAAGACCCUGUCUCCAAAGACAGUCACCUUAUGAGAUACUGAGUGUUAGGACUUAAACAUAUGCGUUUGGUUGCGGGGGGACAUGAUUCAGUCAUAUCAAGGUGGGGAAUGGAGUGGUGUAACUGCUGAUGGGUGUGUGUCUCCUUUUUGGGGUGAUUAAAAUGUUCUGGAAUUAGUGGCAAUUAAUGUGCAUCUCUGUGAAUAUACUAAAAACCACUGAAUUGCCCAGCCAGAAAGGAUAAACUUUUGCCCUGGGCCAGGAAGAAGGCUGGCAUGCAGAGAGAGGAGAAAGGGGGGCUGGAUGAGCUGGCCUGCUAGCGGGGGCUCCAAUACUACAUAAGACCUUGCCCUUCUCCACAGUAUCUGGUGUUAAAUCUCAUUAUGAGGACCCUUUCAGCCCGGGGUUGGGAUUGGAAGUGAGACAUUGAAACUUCAAGGGCUGGGUUCUGGCCCGGGUGGGGAUUUGCCAUGGAGCAAAAUAGCCUCUUGCAGCACAUACGGGGUUUCCUGUGCCGGGCACUGUCCUAAGUCCUUCUCAACUCUUUCGUCAUUGAGUUCUCAUAGCAGUCCAGUGAGCCAGGUACCAUUCCUCUCUUCAGUCCACGGUGCCAGGUCAUUUGGCUAGGGUCCCACUGGGAGUUCGAAGGAAGCCAGGCUAGAGCUCAGGCCUCUCACCAGCUGGAGGUCUUUCCCAGACUCUCUAAGGUGAGAGUUGGUGAAUGGUGUCAGCCUGGGCCUGGAUGAGUGACCCACGGUGCUCAGUGAAUUUCAGGAACAGAGCCAGGGGAUGCUGCGGUCAGGGGUGUCUUGAUGGGGGAGAAGCAGGGCUGGGCGCUCACCUGGCUUCCCCGGACCUGCAGGUCCAGCCUCGCUCUCCUUCCCCCGAGCACCUCUGGCCCAAGGCCUGCCCACUUGCUGGAGCUGGCCCCUUGGCAAGGCUGCUGGGAGGGCCCGUGCUGCCAGGGCGGUCAGGGUCAGUGUCGGAGGUGCCGAAGGGACGCCCAAGGGGGUGCCCAGGUGGCAAGGUGCCUGUAUGCUCAGGGAAGCCACGUCCCAGCUCGCGGGUGGGUGCAGCAGAGGCCCACGUGACCUUGCUGCUGACAUUCCUCAGAGGCCAUGUGGCCCCAACUGGCAGCGACAGCUGCAGACGGGCUGAACCAGCUUUGUUCCCAGGGUGGCGCCUGCUCUCCAUCCAGGCCCCACUCCGGCUCCCACCCGACGCUGCUUUUGUUCCCACAUUUCGGGGGGCCUGGCACUGUGAUUCCUGCCCCAUGAGUGCCUAGAGGCACGGAGCCACCAGGGAUCACCCCACGUGGGGCACAGGGCUUGGGGAGGAUGGGGCAGGACCAGACCAAGCAGCAGAUCGAGAAGGGGCUCCAGCUGUACCAGUCCAACCAGACAGAGAAGGCAUUGCAGGUGUGGACAAAGGUGCUGGAGAAGAGCUCGGACCUCAUGGGGCGCUUCCGCGUGCUGGGCUGCCUGGUCACGGCCCACUCGGAGAUGGGCCGCUACAAGGAGAUGCUGAAGUUCGCUGUGGUCCAGAUCGACACGGCCCGGGAGCUGGAGGAUGCCGACUUCCUCCUGGAGAGCUACCUGAACCUGGCACGCAGCAACGAGAAGCUGUGCGAGUUUCACAAGACCAUCUCCUACUGCAAGACCUGCCUUGGGCUGCCUGGUACCAGGGCAGGUGCCCAGCUCGGAGGCCAGGUCAGCCUGAGCAUGGGCAAUGCCUUCCUGGGCCUCAGCGUCUUCCAGAAGGCCCUGGAGAGCUUCGAGAAGGCCCUGCGCUACGCCCACAACAAUGAUGAUGCCAUGCUCGAGUGCCGCGUGUGCUGCAGCCUGGGCAGCUUCUAUGCCCAGGUCAAGGACUACGAGAAAGCCCUGUUCUUCCCCUGCAAGGCGGCAGAGCUUGUCAACAACUAUGGCAAAGGCUGGAGCCUGAAGUACCGGGCCAUGAGCCAGUACCACAUGGCCGUGGCCUAUCGCCUGCUGGGCCACCUGGGCAGUGCUAUGGAGUGUUGUGAGGAGUCUAUGAAGAUCGCGCUGCAGCACGGGGACCGGCCACUGCAGGCGCUCUGCCUGCUCUGCUUCGCUGACAUCCACCGGAGCCGUGGGGACCUGGAGACAGCCUUCCCCAGGUACGACUCCGCCAUGAGCAUCAUGACCGAGAUCGGAAACCGCCUGGGGCAGGUGCAGGCGCUGCUGGGUGUGGCCAAGUGCUGGGUGGCCAGGAAGGCGCUGGACAAGGCUCUGGAUGCCAUCGAGAGAGCCCAGGAUCUGGCCGAGGAGGUGGGGAACAAGCUGAGCCAGCUCAAGCUGCACUGUCUGAGUGAGAGCAUUUACCGCAGCAAAGGGCUGCAGCGGGAACUGCGGGCGCACGUUGUGAGGUUCCACGAGUGCGUGGAGGAGACGGAGCUCUACUGCGGCCUAUGCGGCGAGUCCAUAGGCGAGAAGAACAGCCGGCUGCAGGCCCUACCCUGCUCCCACAUCUUCCACCUCAGGCGUGGUGCCUCACGUCUGUCUCGCAAGCACUUUGGGAGGCCGAGGCGGGCUGAUCACUUGAGCCCCGGAGUUCAAGAUCAUCUUGGCCAACAUGGUGAAACCCCGUCUCUACUAAAAAUUAAAAAAUUACCCAGGCAUGGUGGUGGGAGCCUGUAAUCCCAGCUACUCGGGAGGCUGAGGCAGGAGAAUCACUUGAACCCGGGAGGCAGAGGCUGCAGUGAGCUGAGAUCUGUGGCCAUUCUUUUCAUAAUCCCCAAAGAGAAGUCAGAGAGGCCCCUCAAAGGUCAUUAGGUCAGACAUCCAGGGCCAGACCUGCCCUGGGUCUGGUUCCAUCCCAUCCUCUCAACUCCCAGCCCCUGCUCUGCCCUGGAGGUCCCUGGGGCAGAGGAGGAGAGGGGCAAGCCGGGUGCAGUGGGAGCCUGGGGGGACCGUUCCCUUCCCUUCCACUGCUGCUGAACAGCCACCAGGAUGCAUCCCAGCCCCUGCAGAGGGCAGGCAAGGAAGGAAGAGAGGGCCCAGGGCCCGGAGGGAAGGACAGGCCUCAGGGGAGUGGACAGGGCCCUUUGCCU
Messenger RNA from Pan troglodytes (chimpanzee), 3388 nucleotides. RefSeq names its product receptor associated protein of the synapse (gene RAPSN). The record is from RefSeq and is a predicted model, not a curated record. Gene Ontology annotation, biological process: synaptic transmission, cholinergic; positive regulation of neuromuscular synaptic transmission. The transcript is spliced from 8 exons. Gene Ontology annotation, molecular function: protein-membrane adaptor activity; acetylcholine receptor binding. Gene Ontology annotation, cellular component: neuromuscular junction; plasma membrane. The coding region runs from base 1653 to 2975 and encodes 440 amino acids. NCBI's taxonomy places the organism in Eukaryota, Metazoa, Chordata, Mammalia, Primates, Hominidae.